Pelobates fuscus (common spadefoot toad) is the source of this 1404-nucleotide messenger RNA. RefSeq names its product olfactory receptor 5F1-like. Gene Ontology annotation, molecular function: olfactory receptor activity; G protein-coupled receptor activity; odorant binding. Gene Ontology annotation, biological process: G protein-coupled receptor signaling pathway. The record is from RefSeq and is a predicted model, not a curated record. The transcript has 4 exons. The coding region runs from base 1 to 1404 and encodes 467 amino acids. Gene Ontology annotation, cellular component: membrane. Lineage: Eukaryota; Metazoa; Chordata; Amphibia; Anura; Pelobatidae.
AUGGAAGAACGACAAGAACAUUUGUCAUUCAUGCAAAUGAAGUUGCAAUCAUCAUUUGAAUACUUUGGAAAUCAAUCAAGGACAUCUGUAUUUCUUUUGUUAGGACUCACGCAGGAUCCAAAACUACAGGUCCUGCUUUUUUAUGCUUUCUUUAUUAUGUACCUGAUCACCAUAAUUGCAAAUAUUGGGAUUUGCCUCAUCAUCCAGUUCUCUUCUCAUCUUCACACACCCAUGUACUUUUUUCUUGGUAAUUUGUCUUUCAUUGACCUUUGUUACUCGUCUUCAGUGGUACCAAACACAAUGGUCCAAUUGUUAAACCCUGGUAAAUGCAUCACAAGUAUUGGCUGUGCGGUACAGCUUUUCAUGUUUUGUUCAUUUGGUUCCACAGAGUGUCUUCUCUUUGGUGUGAUGGCCUACGAUCGGUAUGCGGCCAUUUGUAGACCUUUACAUUAUGGAGUGAUGAUGACAAAACAAACAUACAGCACCCUAAUGGCAGUAGCAUAUUCUGCCGCUGUUCUACAUGCCAUUAUUCAGAUAUCCAGCAUUUUUACCUUAAACUUCUGUGGCCCCAACAUUAUUAAUCAUUUCAUAUGUGAUGCUCUACCUCUGAUAAGACUUUCUUGCUCAGAUAUUUUUCUGAAUGAAAUGUUGAUUAUUUUUUGUGCUGCCGUCAUAGGAGGAGGGCCUCUCUUUGUUAUAAUUCUAUCUUAUAUCUAUAUUGUGUCAACCGUUCUCAAGAUACCAUCAUCACAAGGAAAGAGAAGAGCUUUUUCCACGUGUGCUUCGCAUUUAACAUGUGUCACUUUGUUCUACGGUACAGUGUUAUUCAACUACCUUCAUACAGCGGGCACUUCGUCGUCAGUGGGCCAAGAAAUGGCGGCAUCUGUAUUUUAUAUUGUGGUCAUACCAAUGUUAAAUCCACUUAUCUACAGCAUAAGAAAUAAAGAAGUAAAACUGAUUUUGCAAAGAUUCUUCGGUCAAAGUCUACUUCUUGGCUCCAUAUUGCCAGUGCAGAUUAAAUAUAUUGCCCGCUGUAAAGGUAAUAAGAAGUAUAUCAGUAUCCUGCUGCUUUAUGUCAGGUUACCUUGUGUAUCAGUCAGGGACAAGUCACAGGCUGGCGUCACAUUGCAGGAUAUUGGGGACACUCCUACCAACUCUCAGCUUGUCCCCAGCGAUUCUUACGCCAGCCGCAAUAACCCCACCUCCUUUUAUGACACGGCCAAAGUGUUAGAACGAGAACAUUUUGGGGCCGUGGUUACUUACCUAAUGGAGCACGUGUGCUUAGUAAUUGUCCUAUUGGAAAGUGAACCUUUAGCCCAGUCUGAGGUCCUAAGCGCUCUGGACCAGGUUUUGAUUAAGGAUAUCUAUGCAUUUUGCUGUGUUCAACGCAAACCCGCAACCUGA